Molecule: messenger RNA, 5065 nt
Organism: Paralichthys olivaceus (Japanese flounder)
Lineage: Eukaryota; Metazoa; Chordata; Actinopteri; Pleuronectiformes; Paralichthyidae
Source: RefSeq, a predicted model, not a curated record
AAAAAAAAAAAAAGUGACGCCGUGAUACUCACACAAGUCGGAGGCGAGAAGCGUUUUGUUUCUUUUUUUCCUUUCAGUUGUGUGCUCUUAUUGUUUGUCCGCUCGGUUGUUGUCACUCAGCUGUGUUACCCUCACACACACAGACACACACUCAGACACACACUCUCUCUCUGACAGACUCGCUCCACGGCUCUUCAGCGCUCUCCCCUCACGCGGCGCUAUUUUGACAGUCGGGGUCGCAGUGAACCAAGUCAAGCUAGCAGCACCAUUUACAUUAGCAUCGAUAGACCUGGAGGGAUUCUUUCACCCGGAGACCCAGACCCACGGCCAGCGAAACGGGCUCCUGACAGGAGGACAGACCAUGCUGCUGCACUGAGCCAGAGGGAGAGAAAAGAGAGAGGCCUCUGAGGACUGCUGACGUGGUGGCUGGCCUGUUUUUGUGCCCCUCCCCCUUAUCUGACUGCUGUCUUUUCAGUUCACCCUAUUGCUCUCCACCCCGAGGGCUAAGGCUUGCUAUGGACGUUGCUUCGCCCCCUGCUGCAGCCCUACCUAGUUCCCUACCUUAGUGGGUUCCCCUCGUUUUCUUGUGUGUGGUUCCCAUCCAGACUCACUGUACUGAGUCCAGCACAGAUCUGGUACCACCUACAGCCACUCCUGGGUCCUCCACCCAACCCCCUCCCCUACUCCCACCCUCCCCCCUCCCCUAAGAAGAUGUCGGUGAGCCUGACAACAGACAUCCAGCAGGAGGGAGAGAGUGGGCCACUCAUCGAGCCCUGCAGUCGAGGCAAGACCUCCCCUCAACCACAGGGCACUAAGGAGGGGACAGGGGAGGGCCUGGAGCCAGAGGAUAGCUCCUCACAGGAUGCACAGGUGGGAAGAACUGAUGAUGUAACAGUCCAAUCUAAUGCCAAACUGAAGCUGGUACGGAGUCUGGCAGUGUGUGAGGAGUCCUCUGGUCCAUUCUCCAAUGAUGGACCUCCAGAAUCGGAUAUCAUCCAGCUUCACAUCAGCUGUCCAUCAGACAAGGAGGAAGAGAAGUCGUCAAAGGAUGAAUAUGAAAAUGAUGAGAAGGAGAAGAAGGACAAGACUCCACGAAAGAUGCUCUCACGUGACUCCAGUCAGGAAUACACCGAUUCCACGGGCAUUGAUGUUCACGAGUUUCUGGUCAACACACUGAAAAACAAUCCCAGGGAUCGAAUGAUGCUGCUCAAACUAGAACAAGAUAUCCUGGAGUUCAUUAAUGAUGACAAUAACCAGUAUAAGAAGUUUCCUCAGAUGACUUCUUAUCACCGUAUGCUGCUGCACCGUGUGGCUGCCUACUUCGGCAUGGACCACAAUGUGGAUCAGACGGGCAAGGCUGUCAUCAUCAACAAGACGGGCAACACACGCAUCCCUGAGCAAAGGUUCUCUGAACACAUCAAGGAUGAGCGUAAUAUGGACUUUCAGAAGAAAUUCAUCCUGAAGAGAGAUGAUGCCAGCAUGGACAAGGAUGAUAAUCAGAUCCGUGUGCCGCUGCAGGACGGGCGGCGUAGCAAGUCAAUUGAAGAGCGAGAAGAGGAGUAUCAGCGAGUACGAGACAGGAUCUUUGCCCGAGAAGUGUCCUAUUUUUUACAGUCCUCUCAAAAUGGAUACAUCAACGACAGCAGACUUUCCACUGAGGGCUACUGCUCUAGCUCUCAAAAGAGGAGGCAGAUCUUUAGAGGGAAUCGUGAGAGCUCCAGUCGGGCAUCUAGUAGUCGUCAAAGCAGCACAGACAGUGACAUGAAGUGCCUGGAGCCACGGCCCUGGAGCAGCACUGAUUCAGACAGCUCCAACCGCACCCUCCGGCCACCCGUCACUAAGGCCAGCAGCUUCUCUGGCAUAUCCAUUCUCACCAGAGGGGAUAGCCUCGGCAGCAACAAAGGCUCACAGGGAAGCGGCAAAGGCUCUCGAUCUGGCCUCUCCCUAGUCAGUCCUGAUGUGUGUACCUCACCCGCAGCCUCCCAGUCCAGUCGUAGCCUGCUUCCCUGCCCAUCACAACAGCCACAGCAGCCCCAGCCCCAGGCUCCGCCUCAGACUGCCCUGCUGCCCACCCCACAGCAACACCCCAUGGGCAACCACAUGAUCGCUCAGCCGGUGGCGUCUCUGCAGCCCUCUCAGCCUGUCUCCUACUCCAGCCCUUCCUGCCCCCAGGUUCUCCUGCCAGUUUCUCCUCCCCAGCAGUACACAAUGGGAGAAGAGCUGGCGCCCCAGUUCAGCCAGAUGACGCUGAGUCGGCAGGGGUCCAGUGAGAACCCUGAGCCUCCCCCUAUGUAUCAGGCUCCUCCCACGGUGCUGUCCCAGCACCCCCCUCCACAGACCGGCUACAUCAUGGCAACCACAGGCCAGCCUAUGCCGCCUCCGUCUGGGUACCAGCCUGCCACUGGACACCCUCAUCCUCCACCUCCACCACCCCCUCCAUCGCAGCCUGUAAUGCAGGCUCCACCGCCCCCACAAGGCUACAUGCAGCCCCCACCGCCGCAACAGAUACAAGUGUCAUACUAUCCUCCUGGUCAGUAUCCCAGCUCAGGCCAGCAGUACCGUGUGCCCCAGCCCAUGUCUCACCAGGUGUCUUAUCCUGCCCAGCGCACACAACCUAUGCCUCAGCCCACACAGCAGUCAGGUCUCCAGACGAUGAUGCCCAGCCAGCAGCCGAGCUACCAGAGCAUGAUGGGUGUGCAGCAGCCCCAAAACCCUGGUCUGCUCAAUUCCCAGAGGGCAGGCAUGGGAGGACAAAUGCAAAGCAUAAUGGUCCAGUACCCACAGAUGCCAUCAUAUCAGGUGCCUGUGGGAAAUGAAAAUCAGCAGGUGGUGCAGCAGCAGUACCAGCAGCAGGUGAUGGUACCAGUCAGCCAGUCUGUGCAGGGGCCCAUGCCUGUCUACUACAGUGUUAUCACACCCACACAGCAGAAUAGCACAAGCCCGUCAGUGGGUUAUCUGCAGCCCAGCAACGAACAGUAUCAAAUCACACAGUCACCAUCCCCAUGCAACCCCCAGCAGUUGCAGCAGCAAUAUUCAGGAGUCCCCCCUCCUGGGCCUGGGGUGAUGGUCAUGCAGCUCAGUGUCCCCAAUGGACCACAGCCUUCCCAGAAUCCUCCACUGGUUCAGUGGAACCCAUGCAAGUACUACAGCAUAGAGCAGAGACCCAGCAAGCCAGGAGAGCUCUACAAACCUGACAACACUCCACAGGCCAGUACCCAGCUGACAAGUCCUCUGGCCUCCCCCACUCAGUCGCCCACCCCAUCUCCCUCUGGCAGUGUCAGCAGCGUCUGUCCAGGCCUUGGACCAUUACCCCUUAUUUCCCAGUUUCCCCGGCCAGGAGGACCAGCCCAAGGUGAUGGGCGCUACUCUCUGUUGGGGCAGCCUCUCCAGUACAGCCUUUGUCCGCCUUCCCUCAUACAUGGCCAGUCCUCCUACAGCUCCCAUCAGGGCCAAGGUGUAAUGAAACACGGGUCACGAGGAAAAAAACAAACACUCAAAUCUGCAUCUACAGAUCUCGGCACCACUGAUGUUGUGGUGAGUCGAGUACUCGAGGUAACGGACCUGCCGGAGGGGAUUUCACGCCCAGAGGCUGAAAAGCUCUUCAACCAGCUGUCAAUGUGCGGUGCCAAGAUCCAGUGGCUGAAGGAGCCCCAGGGAGGCCGCGGAGGAGCGGGAGGCUGCGGCCCCUGUCCCGGCGCAGGGCCUUCUAGUAUGGGAGCGAAGUGCGACGGCAACGACCCAGCUCACCUCUACACAGUAGUGGCAGUGUUUCCCAGCACCAUGGCCGCCCAGAGUGCUUCCUUCAAACUCAACAACAGCGGGGCCAGUCUCUUCAAACUGAGGGCCGCCAAAAAGAACUAUGACCUGCGCGUACUGGAGAGAGCCAGUUCUCAGUGAAAGAAAACGAGAGGGGGAGGAGAGAAAGAAAGUGACAGAGACAGAAAGAAAGAGAGACUCUUGGUGGAUUGGUGGAAAAGGAAGGAGGACUGAGGGGGACUGCUCUUAGUGUACAAUUCAAAAACGAGAAAAGAAAAAAAAAAACUUGAGUUAAAUUUAUAAAAGGGAAGAAGGUGUGAAUCGAGAGGUGUCUGGUGAUCGGUUGCAAAUAUGAUUUUGUCGUUUGUUUUUAUUCAUUGUUUUUGUUUUGUAUUUAUAUAGCAGAAGAGCACACAAGACACGUGAGCAUGUGUUUCACUGUUGCCGUGGAAUGUGUGCUGCCAUUAUAUGAAAACAUGCAAUGCCACAGACACACACACACACACACACACACACACAUCCCAGGAGACACACAAACACAGGCAACAGGGUCACGUAGCACAUAACAAAAACACACUGGACAGUCGACCUCAGUCAAACCUUUUCCUCCUCUUCCUCCUCACCCCCUCUGCUCUCCAACCCUUUGUCCUUUUUCUGCCUCCACUUUCUCUCCUCCCUCCACUCUCCGUCACCCAGCCGUCUGCUAAUCUCACAUAUUUAUACAUUUUUCAUACGCACAGUUGCGCUCUCUCGGCCCUCCCUCGCUGCGCCUCCCUCUUUUCUUGCCAUGUCUCAUAUCUCCGCUCCUCUGUCCCUCUCAUGUACUCUCUGCUCUCUCCUCUCUUGCUUUCUGUUUGCCUUACUGCUGUUGUGGGUUUCUGUAUUGCGCUGUUUUUUGUUUUUUUUCUGAGAUUUUUUUUCCUUUUUUGGGGUUCAAUAUAUUUAUAUAAGUGAUGUAAGGAAUAAAAGAAAUCUAUAUAUUCAGUGAUUUUUUUCUUUCUUUCCCUGAGUGACAAAAGUUUAGGCCUUCCUUUUAUCCUUUACUCCUUCCCUCCUCUUCAUCCCCUUCUCCUCCUCUUCGGCCCUCUACCUCACUUCCUCUGUCCUCUAUCCUAGCCCCCACCCCCGCCCCCUCGCUCCACCCCGACGCCCCACUGUGUUUGCGUUUUUUGUUGACAGCUGUGCAGAACGUAUCAGAAGAAGUAGUUUAAGUGCACAAUGAUUGCAUAUGUCUACUGUAAAUUUUAUUUAAUCUGUUAUUUUUUGUUUGUUUUUAAAAAUAUAAAAGUCGAGAAAAAAUCUAUCAAAA